This is a messenger RNA of Mesitornis unicolor (brown roatelo), 654 nucleotides long. Its product is annotated as heterochromatin-associated protein MENT-like. Gene Ontology annotation, biological process: negative regulation of endopeptidase activity. Gene Ontology annotation, molecular function: serine-type endopeptidase inhibitor activity. NCBI's taxonomy places the organism in Eukaryota, Metazoa, Chordata, Aves, Mesitornithiformes, Mesitornithidae. The transcript is spliced from 5 exons. The record is from RefSeq and is a predicted model, not a curated record. The annotation marks the transcript as partial.
AUGGAGUCUCUCUCAGCAUCAACCAACAGCUUCACUCUGGACCUUUACCAAAAGCUGAAUGAAACUUCCAAAGGCCAAAACAUUUUCUUUUCUCCUUGGAGUAUCGCAACCACUCUUGCCAUGGUCUACCUGGGUGCAAAAGGUGACACUGCAAGCCAGAUGGCUAAGGUUCUUCAUUUUAACCAGACUGCAGUUGACGAAGGUUCAUCUGAGACAACAAGGCCUUCUCCAGGGAGACCAAAGGAAAGAAAGACGGAUCCUGAGCACAAGCAAGCCCAGAAUAUCCACUUUGGCUUCAAAGAGCUCCUGUCUGCCAUCAACAAACCCAGAAGCACCUACUUGCUGAAGAGUGCCAACCGACUGUAUGAGGAAAAGACCUACCCAUUGCUGCCCGAAUUCUUACAGCUCAUUACAAGCUAUUAUAAUGCAAAGCCACAAGCUGUAAACUUUAAGACAGCUGCAGAACAAGCCAGAGCACUGAUCAAUUCAUGGGUUGAAAAUAAAACUGAGAGGAAAAUCCAGGAUCUGCUGCCUGCAGGAUCUCUCAAUUCUCGCACUGUGUUGGUCUUAGUAAAUGCCAUUUAUUUCAAAGGAAACUGGGAAAAGAAAUUUCUGGAGAAAAAUACUUCUGAGAUGCCCUUCAGAUUGAGCAAG